AUGGCGGCCCGGUCCUCCCGCUUUCCCCGAAGCCUCCUCUCCCGAGUCGCCGCCGGGAAAUCAGGGCUGCCCCGCGGCGCUGCCUUCGUCCGGCUGCGGCUCCGGGCUGCGGCUCCGGGGGAUCUCCUUCCCAGGAGCCGCGAGUCGGCGAAAGCUCCGCCGCCGACCCUCCGCGUUCCGGCGCAGGGCGGGGGACGGGCCAAGCUGGGCUCCGCCAGCCCGGGAGCCACUCGCGCCCCUCCCCCUCCGCCCGGCCGCGGACUCGGCCAACCGAGGCGCGAACGCGGGGACCAGAGCUGCUCGCGGGCGGAGAGCCGAGGCCGCUCGCCUUUGUCUGCAGGCGGGGCCCGCGCGGCUAGGGGCGCUGCCCUGGGGGCGGGACCCAACCAGGCAGUCCCGGCCCGAAACGGCAGCGGGCCGCCCGCGCCGGUCCCUGACCUCGGACCUGGGCCCCCCGAGUCCCGGAUUCCAGAGCGGGAUCUCGCCACAGCCGCGCCAGGCGCCGGGCCUCCAAGGAGCCCGCACCGCGGGAGUCCCGCAAAGCAAGGCCCGAGGCCUCGGGAGGCAGCCGCGUUCCGCGCCUCCAAAAGCAGGCCCGGGCCACCUCGCCUCCGU
Molecule: messenger RNA, 615 nt
Organism: Octodon degus (degu)
Lineage: Eukaryota; Metazoa; Chordata; Mammalia; Rodentia; Octodontidae
Product: basic salivary proline-rich protein 4-like
Exons: 2
Source: RefSeq, a predicted model, not a curated record